Messenger RNA from Glarea lozoyensis ATCC 20868, 732 nucleotides. RefSeq lists its product as uncharacterized. The record is from RefSeq and is a predicted model, not a curated record. Bases 1 to 732 code for a protein of 243 amino acids. NCBI's taxonomy places the organism in Eukaryota, Fungi, Ascomycota, Leotiomycetes, Helotiales, Helotiaceae. The transcript has a single exon.
AUGAUCGUGCCAUCCUUUUUAACCUCGCCACCAGAGAUCAUUUGUCGAGUCUUCGAAUGCGCAGAUGAUUUCGACACAGUGUACGCCUUGAGUCGGACGGCACAUGUCUUUAACAAUAUCUGGCACAAACAUAUCACUACUAUCUUUGAUGCCGUUACGCUUCACACUUUUACAAACCUAGCUGAAGCAGAGCAAUUAGCUACAGUACAGGAAGAAAUUGAGUCGUCAAAGCAGUUUGACAAGAACCAAAACAACAGCAAAAUCACUCGCAUCAAACGGCUUUUAUUCAACGCUCGCUGUGCUUUAUCCGCUUGUGAAAGCUGGAUCAACGUAUGUAAGAUAGAAUUCUACCCACGUAGAGGAGACGAACCACACAUGAGACCUUCCGAGCGUCAACGCUUCGAGCGGACAUUCUACAACGUCUGGAGGCUCAGCAUCAUGGCUCAUACUCCACGUCUACUACCAGAAGCAUCACAGUAUCUCAAAGAACGUAAUCCGCGAGAAUUAUAUACACUUCAUGAGAUGUCAAUGUGGAUGACCUAUUACAACGAGAAUGACUCGUGGAAGUUGGAUUUUCAGGAUGAGACGUGGAGGGCUGGGUGUGGGCUUAUUUCUGAGAUUUGGCAAAAGACUGGACUGGUGUCUACGUAUCUUGAUUAUACGCCUUUGACGUUUUAUGCGUUUUUUGAUCAUACGCAGUGGGAUCUUGAGAAGCUUGCUGAUCAUUGGUGA